AUGCCGAUCACAGCACUCCAAAGGGACACGAACUCUGUGUCUCCAGUACAGCCUUCGUCGUAUGAAGAGGCUCUAGCUAAUGCUGAGCCGGGUGAGACAAUAGCAACAACCAAAGAAGAGGAAUGGGUGACGCGGAAGACGAGCGAAGUGACGACAACGCGUCAGAUUGCGACGCGGGUUAAACGAGAAGUGGUUUUGGAGGAUGGGCGCAUCCUCCGCGACUCUGGACCAAAGAUAUCUACCUCCGUCAAUGAGGACACACAUACCACCAACUUUCAACAAACUGAGCAUCGAGUACCUGAAGAACAAACAGAAGAUGAUUCUACACAUGCAGUUGGAGUGGGAUUACCUAACGAAAACCUGGAUGCCCUAGACUCGGCUCCCGAUGGAACCAUUGCUCCAAAUGGUACGAAAGUCUUGGUAUCAUCACAAAUAGUUGCCAAUCCAGAUGGCAAAGUUCGAGAGAGCCACGAGCGAAAGGUUCUCACCAGAAACGUCACGGAGCGAGUGAGGGAAACAGAGGAGAAGAUACACACCGGAGACACGACACACGAGGAUUCAAAAUUAAAUAAAAGGCUUUUGGACAAUUUUAAACCGCACCAGUUUUGUCUUGUAAAAUCCAUCCCCAAAUUCUUAGUUUAA
Leptosia nina is the source of this 642-nucleotide messenger RNA. The record is from the annotation of a GenBank genome assembly. Lineage: Eukaryota; Metazoa; Arthropoda; Insecta; Lepidoptera; Pieridae.